This is a messenger RNA of Candidozyma haemuli, 330 nucleotides long. RefSeq names its product Tim12p (gene TIM12). Gene Ontology annotation, cellular component: mitochondrial inner membrane. The coding region runs from base 1 to 330 and encodes 109 amino acids. The record is from RefSeq and is a predicted model, not a curated record. Gene Ontology annotation, biological process: protein insertion into mitochondrial inner membrane. The transcript has a single exon. Lineage: Eukaryota; Fungi; Ascomycota; Pichiomycetes; Serinales; Metschnikowiaceae.
AUGUCAUUCUUUCUUGGUGAUACAGCACAGUUCUCCAAUGUUGGAGUCAACCCAGAAAAGGUUAAGCUUGCAAAAAUUCAGUUCGAUGCCAUGAGUACGACAUUCAACAAGGUUCUACAAUCAUGUCACAAGAAAUGCAUAGCUCAUGAGUACGGUGAGGGCGAACUUAACACAGGAGAAGCUUCUUGCCUUGAUCGUUGCGUGGCGAAGUAUGUUAAAGCCAACACGUUGGUAGGUCAAAGCAUGAAAUACAAUUUGGUCCCAGAGAAAAUGCCCGAAUAUCAGGAAGUUGCGGCGAGGCUCGUGGGCUCGGUCAACAACAAUCAAUAA